Vombatus ursinus (common wombat) is the source of this 2800-nucleotide messenger RNA. RefSeq names its product LDL receptor related protein 10 (gene LRP10). The coding region runs from base 110 to 2227 and encodes 705 amino acids. The transcript has 7 exons. Gene Ontology annotation, molecular function: protein binding. NCBI's taxonomy places the organism in Eukaryota, Metazoa, Chordata, Mammalia, Diprotodontia, Vombatidae. The record is from RefSeq and is a predicted model, not a curated record. Gene Ontology annotation, cellular component: plasma membrane.
CCCAGUGGAGGCGAUGGGGCCCAGGCAGGGGGGCUGCCCCGGGGGGCAAGACAGACCCUGAGGGCCACCCCGAAGAGUAGCAGAGCUGACCCCCUUCACACGAGCCAGGAUGUUCCCUGCCUUCUUCCUCCUCCUCCUCCUAGUUCCCCCAGGAGGCAUCGGGGCUCACCUGGACCGGACCCUCUUUCCAAAUCUGGCCUGCAGGGACCCUCCUGCUGUGCUCUCCGGUGUCCAGGGAAUCCUGCAGUGGCCCCAAGGCCGGGAAAGCCGCCUCCUUCCUAUCACUUGCAUCUGGGUCAUCGUGGGCAGCAAGGAGCAGACGGUGACCAUCAGGUUCCAGAAGCUGCAUCUGGCAUGUGGCUCAGAGCGUCUGAUGCUGAAGUCCCCUCUCCAGCCAUUUAUUUCCCUGUGUGAAGCACCUUCCAGCCCACUCCGAUUCUCUGGGGGCAACGUCACCAUCACCUACAGCUAUACCGGGAAUGGCCGGCCACUGGGACAAGGCUUUCUGCUUUCUUAUAUGCAAGAUCGGUUCACGUGUCUCCGGGAGGAGUUCCGAUGCCCGAACCACAGAUGCGUGCCAAAGGCCCAGCGCUGUGAUGGGGUAGAUGACUGUGGGGAUCAAUCUGAUGAGACUGGCUGUAGCCCAAGCCCUUUCCACAGCUUGACUGCUGUCCCUGCCCCUACCUGCAACCGUACCUUGGAAGAUUUCUACGGUGUCUUUUCUUCCCCAGGCUAUCCCCACUCUGUACUGUACCCAACCCCUCACUCUUGCCUCUGGCUUCUGAAUCCCCAUGAUGGGCGACGGCUGAUUGUUCACUUCACCACUCUAGAGCUAGGCAAAUGGGAUUCAGUGCAUGUAUAUGAUGGUCCUGGGCCCCCAGACCCUGCUCGCCUGCUCCGAAACCUCAACUAUUUCAGCAAUGGCAAAGCAAUCAUGGUGGAGACGCUCUCGGGCAAGGCCACUGUGACCUACCACCUGGGGCCUUGGAGUACUGGCGGGUUCAAUGCCACCUACCAUGUGAAAGGAUACUGCCUGCCCUGGGACCGGCCUUGUGGUGCUGGCUCUGGAGAAGGUCCUGGGGAGGGCUGCUAUAGUGAAGCUCAGCGGUGUGACGGGAUCUGGGACUGUGCAGAUGGCACGGAUGAAAAGGACUGCCCCGGAUGCCUGCCUGGGCGCUAUCCCUGUGGGGCUCCUGGAACCCCCGGCGCCACAGCCUGCUACCCAGCUGCCGAUCGCUGCAACUACCAGACAUUCUGUGUGAACGGGGCAGACGAACAGCAGUGCCGGCACUGCCAGCCGGGCAACUUCCGGUGCAAGGAUGAUCGGUGUGUGUAUGAAACCUGGGUAUGUGAUGGGCAGCCUGACUGCUCUGAUGGCAGCGAUGAAUGGGACUGCGCCUAUGCCCUGCCCCGAAAAGUCAUCACGGCCGCCGUCAUUGGCAGCUUGAUCUGCGGCCUGCUGCUUGUCAUUGCCCUGGGCUGUACCUGUAAACUCUAUGCCAUCCGCACACAGGAAUACAGCAUCUUUGCGCCCCUUUCAAGAGUGGAGGCCGAGAUUGUACAGCAGCAAGCACCUCCAUCCUACGGCCAGCUUAUUGCUCAAGGUGCCAUCCCACCUGUAGAUGACUUUCCGACUGAGAACCCCAAUGACAACUCAGUGCUGGGGAACCUUCGAUCUCUGCUACAAAUCCUGCGCCAGGACGUGUCUUCAGGGGGCUCCUCGGGUACCCGCCGCCGCCAACGAGGCAGAUCCGCACGACGAUUGGUUCGCCGUCUCCGUCGUUGGGGAUUGCUUCCCCGUGCAAAUCCCCCUUCCAGGGCCCUGGAUGCCAACCUACAGUCUACGUCUGCCCCAUCUACCUCUGAUGCCCCAGAGGGCAGUCAGGGCACCCCUUUAGAAGGAGCAAUGGGUGGGCGAGAUCCAGAGGAGGCCCCUCCAUUGCCUGUCAAGGUGCCCCUUUCUUCUACCAACUCCCCCCGUGUACCCCCUGAAGACCCACCUCCUCCUACCACCCCACCUCCACCCCCAUCAUCCCUGUUGUCUGGGGUGGUGCAGGCUCUGCGUGGUCGCUUCAUGCCCAGCCUUCGGUCCCCUACACCCCCCCAGGCCACACCGGACCCUCGAACAGUGCCCCCAUCCCAAGAGGAUGAGGAUGAUGUGCUACUGCUGCCCCUGGCAGAGCCUGGGCCAUGGGUAGGUGAGGAGGAUGAGCCACUGCUGACUUAAGUCCCCAUGGCAACAGCCCCUUUGCCCAGGCAAUCCAAGGUCUGUGCAGCCUUAUCUUCGCUGAAUGCCUGGGGAGAUCAUCCCUGCACCAGGCCUGAGGAGAUGCCAAAUGAUACCCUACUUCUCACACCUUGCCCAUAGCCUUGUUGUAGCUACUGUAAAGUUGAGUGUCUCAGGGCUAGUGGGACCCCUGACCCUGUUCCCUCACCCUGCCACUAUCAGGGCAGUGCCUGCUGUAUCCUGAAUAAGAGGCCUACACAGAGUUCUUACCUAAAGGCCAAAGAUAGGUAGUGCUCCCUGGCCUACCCCCAGAGUCUGAGGCUAUUCAGAAAUAAGUGAGUGAGCUCUUGAAGGGUCAGGUGGCAGGACACUCCUCCCUUGCUAAUUCCUUCCUACCCUAACCAGAAUACUUGGAACAAGGAGAAACAUCAAUCUGCAGAUGUCUGCAGCCCCCAAGGGAAAGGGUUUGGAUAGGAUUUAGAGCUCUACUGUCUAAGGGACCUGCCUGGUUCUUCUUCACCAAGAAGUGAAAAUAAUAAAUAAAAUAACUAAAAAUAAAUUUUUGCAGAAUAA